Molecule: messenger RNA, 954 nt
Organism: Centruroides sculpturatus (bark scorpion)
Lineage: Eukaryota; Metazoa; Arthropoda; Arachnida; Scorpiones; Buthidae
Exons: 4
Coding region: 52-954 (300 amino acids)
Source: RefSeq, a predicted model, not a curated record
UCUGUACAUACAAGAAUAAAUUACUUACCGAAUGAUAUCAUUAUUAAUAAUAUGUCACUGAAAGUAUUAGAAAAAUAUGCAUUGAAAACGAAGCAAAUAACAAGGGAAAGCUUUAGAAUGAACUUCGUCAAGGCACAAGAAAUUAUAAUUGAAGGAAAAUUAAAUGGAAUAUUUAUUAAAGAUCUGUUUUUGAUUAACGGAAUGCAAACUAUUACUGGUAACCUAAGUUUUAUGGAUAUUUACAUCAAUGAAGAUCUUAAUGUGAAAAGAACAAUCAACGAUAUUAGUUUUGAUGAAAUUGUUUCCAGAGAGAAUUUCGUUAUAUAUGGGCGAAAGGUUUUUAAUCGAAUUUUAGUUAAGAAAAAUAUAGAAGUCCGCACAAAUACAAAUAAAUUGAAACUUUCGUCAGUAGCAAGAAAAUUAGUAACUACAAAAUCAGAUCAUAGUCUAUCUGGAAAUAUUUUAUUUAAAGAUCACGUUAUCAUCCAUAAUUUAAUCUUAACUGGUUCAGUUAACGAAAAGGAAUUUGAAAAACUCUACUCUGAAGCUGUGUUGAUUGAUCGUAAUCAUCAUACAACAAUUAAAGGUUUGAAAACAUUUAAUAACGUCGUAACUGUCGCUAAUAUGAAGGUUUACGGACAGUUUAACAAUCGAAGUUUGGAAUCGCUACUGACAACACACACAAAGCAACUUAUAAGUAAUACUGUUACAUUUAAAAACGUGAUUAUUUUCGAAAAUGAUCUCAUUGUAGAUACAAUUAACUCUAUAAAAUUUAGUGAUGCGGUUUUGUCGUUUCGAAACGAGAUCAUAACCAGUAGAAAGAUUUUCGAAAGCAAUAUCAUUGUAAAUGAUAUCGAAUUGGGAGAACAUGGCNCCGAUUUCCCUUUUAACAGUCUAAACAACUUGUUUAUCCACUUGAUUUGCCUGUCUAUUUAUGCCAUUACUGUUGAGUGA